This is a messenger RNA of Carica papaya (papaya), 891 nucleotides long. Its product is annotated as alpha-1,3-arabinosyltransferase XAT2-like. Lineage: Eukaryota; Viridiplantae; Streptophyta; Magnoliopsida; Brassicales; Caricaceae. Gene Ontology annotation, molecular function: glycosyltransferase activity. The record is from RefSeq and is a predicted model, not a curated record.
AUGCACAAGUCCCCGGCAAUACUUUUCUCCCUUGGAGGAUACGCUGGUAAUAAUUUCCAUGACUUCACAGACAUUGUAAUUCCUCUAUAUUUAACAUCAGAACAUUUUAAUAGAGAAGUUCAAUUUCUUAUUACCAACAACAAACCAGGAUGGAUUACCAAAUUUAAGGAAUUAAUAACAAAAUUAUCAAAAUAUCCAGUUAUUGAGAUUGACAAUGAAGAUGGUCAUAUCCAUUGUUUCAAGACUGUUAUUGUUGGCCUUAAACGCCAUCAUGGUCACAAAGAGCUAACAAUUGAUGCAUCAAGUUCUCUACAUUCUAUGAAAGACUUCAGAAAUUUUCUGAGAACUGUCUACUCGUUACCUAGAACUACUGCAAUUAAAAUAGGAGAUGGUGAUCGAAGAAAAAAGCCUCGGAUUCUUAUUAUAACAAGAAAAAGGACUAGGUCCUUUACAAAUCCAGGUGAGAUUGUUGAACUAGCAAAACAACUGGAUUUUGAAGUAGUUGCUGCAGAAGCAAGUAUGAACUUGGCGAGAUUUGCAAAGAUUGUGAAUUCUUGUGAUGUGAUUGUGGGCGUCCACGGAGCUGGAUUGGCAAACAUGGUCUUCCUUCCUGAAAAUGCAAUCUUGAUUCAGAUUAUUCCAGUAGGAGGGUUCGAGUGGCUGGCAAGCUUUGACUUUGGGCAGCCAUCGGAGGGAAUGAACUUGAGGUACUUGGAGUACAAAAUCAAAGAGGAAGAAAGCACAUUAGUACAAACUGAGCAUCGAAGGGUUGUCCCUCCAAGGAAAUGGGAAAAGUUCAAGACAGUCUAUUUGAAUAAACAAAAUGUGACACUUGAUGUUAAUAGGUUUAAACCCACUUUGUUAAAAGCGCUUGAGCUUUUACGUCAGUAG